AUUAUUGAGUGAGCCCUUCUUUUUACUUUUGGCAGACUAGUGAGGCCUUCUUAAAUCUCGAUUUUAAUUAAGUACAUCUUCAAACUAUUUUGAUAAUUUUUUUUUUCACUAGCAAAAUCGUUUUGAUAGGAAAAUUAAUCCAAGAUUUCUAAUCUUUCCCCACGAUUAGAAUUAAUUCAUGUUCUCCUUGUUCAGAACUCUGGGGUAUCUAAAUGUCUUAGCACUUUCCAAGACAAGUCAGAAGAAUAAGGUGAAACCUAAUUGGGGCAAUUGUGAGGUGGCUUUGAAAGGCUAAAAGGGCUUUAAUUGCAAGGUUCCCAACCAAUUAUUAAAAGUACAUCAAAAAUCAGAUUUGUAAAAAGGCAGAAGGACGAACUACUCCAGCAAUACAGAAAAACAGAGUUUGUUUUUGAAAGUGUUCUGGAUCUCCUUCUUCUUCUCUUCUUGUGAGCUUUUUGGUUAAUUGUCUUACAAGGGUUUGGUAUUCUUUUUGGAUUGGGAUAAUCCUUGAAGGGUUUGAGUGAGUUGGGUUUCAUUUGUGAGGGUUUAAUCUUGCACUCGCAAGCAAGAGUUUGUUCCGAUUUAAUCUUGCACCCGUAAGCAAGAGAUUUCUAGUGGAUUGAACUUUCGAGCAAGGAAGCUUGGGGAGUGGACGUACUCCGGGUUGGAGGAACCACUAUAAAUCACGGUUUGAUAU
Rubroshorea leprosula is the source of this 697-nucleotide messenger RNA. The record is from the annotation of a GenBank genome assembly. NCBI's taxonomy places the organism in Eukaryota, Viridiplantae, Streptophyta, Magnoliopsida, Malvales, Dipterocarpaceae.